AUGAAGCGUCCUAAUACCGCCCCGCAGAAGCCGUCGCAAAAGGCGCACAAACGCCAAAAAGUCGAGCGUACAAAAGCAGCGCCCUUUCCGAAACCUUUCCCUUCGUCGACGAAAGCCAAGCGCCGGGUGCAACUCAACGAGCUAGGAUGGAAGCCCGUGUCUAUGCCCGAUCGGUUGGACGAUGUCGAAGGCUUCUAUGGGCUCGAAGAGAUUGACGAUGUUGAGAUCGUCAAAGACCCAGUUACUGGAAAUCUCACCUUCGAGACUACUAAGACAGAAGAAGAGGUGGCACAAGAUGUAGAGGAAGCAUGGCAGCGGGAAGAAGACGAGGCAAAACGCUUGGAGGCGAUAACUUUUGGGGAUGGCGAGGCAGAGGAGAAAGAAGACACUACACAAGCAGACGCUGCACACGAACCAGCGCAGGAGGACAACGAAGAGGUUGCAUGGGAGGGCUUCAGCGACGAAGAGGAUGCGCAAACAGCGGCACCUGCGCAGGCGGCAGACGCAGAUGUUACGGAUGUCGCAGAUGCAACUACCACCAAUGGCGAGCCAGAAGCGAAGAAACUCACAAAGACGGAGAAAAAGAAGAGGGCCAAGGAAGCAAAGCUCAAGAAACAAGAAGAGGAAAAGGCCAAGGCAGGACUACAGACCACAGAUGAUGCCGAGGAGGAUGAGGAUGAGGACGAAGAGGUUGAAGAGGACGAAGUCGAAGAUCGCGAAGAUGGCGAAACCUUCGGACCCGGCGCAUUCGAUAUUCUGGCGAACCAGCCCGACGACGACGAUGACGAGACAGAUGUGCGCGCAUGGAACGAAUUGGACCUUUCCGAAGAGAUGCUAGGCGCUUUAGCAAAGCUCAAGUUCUCGAAACCCACCGGUAUCCAAGCGUCUACGAUACCCGAGAUCAUGGCAGGGAGAGAUGUUAUUGGCAAGGCCUCGACAGGUUCGGGUAAAACACUGGCUUUUGGUAUCCCAGUCAUAGAGUCGUGGCUGGCUGCUCGAUCGACGGCCAGAGAUCCUGAGGACAAAGCACCCAUCGCACUGAUCAUUGCGCCAACACGAGAACUUGCGCAUCAGAUCAACGCUCACUUGAUCGCUCUCUGCGCGAAGGGUGACUUCGACCCCCCGUACAUCGCGUCAAUCACGGGUGGUCUGUCCGUUCAGAAGCAGCGCAGGCAAUUGGAAAAGGCAGACAUCGUUGUCGGUACGCCAGGACGACUGUGGGAGGUCAUUAGCGGUGGUCAAGGCCUGCUGCCUAAAUUCAAACAGAUCAAAUUCCUGGUCGUUGAUGAGGCUGAUCGUUUGUUGAGCGAAGGGCACUUCAAAGAAAUGGGAGAGAUUCUCAAAGUCUUGGAGCCUGACGAUGAGCCCAAUGAGAAUGGUGACGAGAAACCAGCGCCAGAAACCCAACGCCAAACUCUUGUGUUUUCAGCGACUUUCGGAAAGGACUUGCAAAGAAAGCUCGCUGGCAAGACUAAAUAUAGCGGAGAUCUCAUGAGCCAACAACAGUCUAUGGAAUAUCUACUCAAGAAACUCCGGUUCCGCGAAGAGAAGCCGAUGUUUGUUGACGCGAACCCGACCUCGCAGAUGGCCAGCAAGCUGCAGGAGGGACUCAUAGAAUGUGCCGGGACUGAGAAGGAUCUUUAUCUCUAUUCUCUACUAAUGUUCUACACAAAGAAGCGCGCUCUAGUCUUCACCAACUCAAUCUCUGCGGUCCGUCGCAUAACACCGUUCCUAACAAACCUGGCUCUGCCAGCUUUACCACUACAUUCGAACAUGCCCCAGAAAGCUCGUUUACGAUCGAUCGAACGGUUCAAGGAGCGACCUGGAUCCAUCUUGGUUGCCACAGACGUUGCUGCCAGAGGUCUUGACAUACCCAAGAUUGACUUGGUCAUACACUACCAUCUGCCUCGUGCCGCCGAUACAUAUGUCCAUCGAUCAGGACGUACCGCACGUGCAGAUGCUUCAGGAGCCAGUAUCUUAAUCUGUGCUCCCGAGGAAGUCGCGGGUGUACGGAGGCUUAUUGCUAAGGUUCAUGCACGUGCCAGCGAUGCUCCUAAAUCCAAGAAGACAGCUUUCUUCAUCCGUACCCUGGACAUUGACCGCCGCAUCGUCUCACGCUUGAAGCCUCGUGCUACCAUCUCGAAAAAGCUAUCUGACACCGUCAUCGCAAAAGAGAAGAAGCAUAGCGAGGACGAUGUACUACGACGAGCUGCCGAAGAUCUUGGUGUCGACUACGACAGUGAAGAGUUUGAAAAAGAAGCACCAGGCAAGAGAGGCCGUGGAAGUGGCCGCAAAAAGAAGGAAAAGGAAGCGGGCGAAAUGACAAAAGCAGAGAUGCAAUCACUGCGGGCAGAGCUCAAGCAUCUCCUGAGUCAGAGGAUCAACACCGGUGUCAGUGCGAGAUAUCUGACAAGUGGCGGCAUCGAUGUUGAUGCGCUUGUGGCUGGAGAGGGCAAUAUGGAGUUCUUGGGUAACCUGGAUGGACUUGGAUUUGACGAAGUUGCUGAAUAG
This is a messenger RNA of Alternaria burnsii, 2511 nucleotides long. Its product is annotated as dead-domain-containing protein. The transcript has a single exon. Gene Ontology annotation, cellular component: nucleolus. Lineage: Eukaryota; Fungi; Ascomycota; Dothideomycetes; Pleosporales; Pleosporaceae. Gene Ontology annotation, molecular function: RNA helicase activity; ATP binding; nucleic acid binding. The record is from RefSeq and is a predicted model, not a curated record. Bases 1 to 2511 code for a protein of 836 amino acids.